CCACAGCGCGGAGUCUCCCCAUCAGAGACAUGGCAGAGGUGGAGGAGACCCUAAAGAGAAUCCAGAGCCAUAAAGGGGUUAUUGGAACCAUGGUGGUAAAUGCAGAAGGCAUUCCGAUCCGGACCACUAUGGAUAACUCCACCACGGUUCAGCAUGCAGGGCUUCUCCAUCAGCUGACGAUGAAGACCAAGAGCACAGUCCGGGACAUUGACCCCCAGAAUGACCUCACUUUCCUCAGGAUCCGAUCGAAAAAGCAUGAGAUCAUGGUAGCUCCAGACAAGGAGUAUCUUCUCAUAGUCAUCCAGAACCCGUGCGAAUAAGCUCCCUCCCCACCUGUCUGGGACACCAGCUGAGGAGAACGGGUCAGAAUUAUGAUGCAGAUGAUACCCCCAGAAAAUUCCCUCUUGUACGU
Suncus etruscus (white-toothed pygmy shrew) is the source of this 412-nucleotide messenger RNA. RefSeq names its product dynein light chain roadblock-type 2 (gene DYNLRB2). Gene Ontology annotation, cellular component: cytoplasmic dynein complex; centrosome; cytoplasm. The transcript is spliced from 4 exons. Gene Ontology annotation, biological process: microtubule-based movement. Lineage: Eukaryota; Metazoa; Chordata; Mammalia; Eulipotyphla; Soricidae. The coding region runs from base 30 to 320 and encodes 96 amino acids. Gene Ontology annotation, molecular function: dynein intermediate chain binding. The record is from RefSeq and is a predicted model, not a curated record.